UACAUAAAGGGGAGCCUUGUCACUUGUUCCCAUUCUCACUCACUCACUCAUCUUCAAACUCCAUUAUAUUCUCCCAACUCCCAAAAAAGGCCAAACAUUGAUAGAUCAAUGGCGCAAACAACACCUAAUCACACACAAACAGUUUCUGGUUGGGCAGCUCAUGAUUCUUCUGGCGAAAUCACACCUUUUACCUUCAAGAGGAGAGAAAAUGGUGAGAAUGAUGUGACCAUUGAGAUCUUGUAUUGUGGGAUGUGUCAUACGGAUAUUCAUCAUGUCAAGGACGAUUGGGGCAUUACUAUGUACCCUGUUGUGCCUGGGCAUGAAAUUACUGGGAUUAUAACAAAGGUGGGAGGCAAUGUGAGGAAAUUCAAGAUAGGAGACAGAGUAGGGGUAGGUUGCUUGGCAGCUACAUGUUUGAAGUGUGAGUAUUGUGAGGAGUCCCAAGAGAAUUAUUGUGACCAAGUCCAAUUCACUUACAAUGGCAUCUUUUGGGAUGGCAGCAUCACUUAUGGUGGCUACUCCAAAAUGCUUGUUGCUGAUAAUAGGUAUGUAGUACGUAUACCAGAUAACAUGGCAAUGGAUAGAGCAGCACCAUUAUUAUGUGCAGGAAUAACAGUUUAUACUCCUUUGAAAGACAAUAACUUGGUGGAUACAAAAGGUAAAAGAAUUGGAAUUAUUGGUCUUGGUGGACUUGGUCAUGUUGCUGUGAAAUUUGGGAAAGCAUUUGGACAUCAUGUUACUGUCAUCAGUACCUCUCCAUCCAAAGAACAAGAAGCUAAAAACAACUUAGGUGCUGAUGAUUUUAUAUUAAGCACUAAUCCCAAACAAAUGCAGGCAAAGAAAAGGACACUAGACUUCAUUUUGGAUACAGUAUCAGCCAAACACUCACUUGGGAAUUACUUGGAGCUGCUAAAAGUAAAUGGAACUUUAGUGAUUGUUGGAGCACCAGAUAAGCCUAUUGAUUUGCCUGCUUUCCCUAUGAUUUUUGGGAAGAGAACAGUGAAAGGAAGCAUGAUAGGAAGCAUAGAAGAGACACAAGAAAUGAUGGACUUAUGUGGGAAACAUAACAUCUUGAGUGAUAUUGAGAUUAUCACUACUGAUCAAAUUAAUGAAGGACUUGAUAGGCUUGUAAAGAAUGAUGUUAGGUACCGUUUCGUCAUUGACAUUGCUGGCCAAUCAUCUCAUCUUUAGGCAAUAUUGCUAUCAUUUUAAUUCUUAGCUAGCUGGGUUCUUGUUACUCAUUUUCUUAAGUUUCUUCCCCCUUUUUUUUUUUUUUUUU
Lycium ferocissimum is the source of this 1279-nucleotide messenger RNA. Its product is annotated as probable cinnamyl alcohol dehydrogenase 6. Bases 109 to 1191 code for a protein of 360 amino acids. Gene Ontology annotation, biological process: lignin biosynthetic process. Gene Ontology annotation, molecular function: zinc ion binding; cinnamyl-alcohol dehydrogenase activity. The transcript is spliced from 6 exons. The record is from RefSeq and is a predicted model, not a curated record. Lineage: Eukaryota; Viridiplantae; Streptophyta; Magnoliopsida; Solanales; Solanaceae.